Messenger RNA from Myxocyprinus asiaticus (Chinese sucker), 8362 nucleotides. RefSeq names its product kinase suppressor of Ras 2-like. Gene Ontology annotation, molecular function: ATP binding; protein kinase activity. The transcript is spliced from 19 exons. NCBI's taxonomy places the organism in Eukaryota, Metazoa, Chordata, Actinopteri, Cypriniformes, Catostomidae. The record is from RefSeq and is a predicted model, not a curated record. The coding region runs from base 1701 to 4400 and encodes 899 amino acids. Gene Ontology annotation, biological process: protein phosphorylation.
AUAUUUGAGCAUGUACUAAUCAGUUUGAGUUUUUGGUGAUCAGUUUAAUCAUAGGUUAUGUAGGACUCAAUUUCAAAAAAGAGUAUUUUAGGAUCAGUCUUAGAUUGUGGGGAUCAGUUUGAGUUUGUGGAUGUGAAUUUUAGUAUAUUUGGAUAAUAUUGAGUUUGUAGAGAUCAGUCUGAGUAUGUGGGGAUCAGUUUGCACAUUUUGGGCAUAUGAGGAUCAGCUCAAGUGUUUUGGGGUCAGUUUAAAAGUAUAAGGAUCAGUUUGAGUUUUUGAGAUCAGUUUGAGUGUAUACAGUAUAUUUGGGGAUAUUAAUCAGUAUGAGUUUGUGGUGAUCAGUUGGACAAUUUGGGAAUAAGUUUGAGUAUAUUUGAAUCAAUUUGAGUAUGAGAGUAUCAGUUUGUGUACAUAGGGUAUAUGGGUAUGAGUUUGAGUAUUUUAGAAUUAGUCUGAAUAUGUGGGGAUCCAUUUGAGUAUUUUGGGAUCAGUCCGAGUAUGUGGGGAUCAGUUUCUUCAUAGGGUAUGUGGGACUCAGUUUAAGUAUUUUAGGAUUAGUCAUAGUAUGUAGGGAUCCGUUUAGCACAUUUUGGGUAAGUGGGGAUCAGUUCCAAUGGAGUAUUUUGGGGCCAGUUUAAAAAUAUAUGGAUCAAGUUUAGUUUUUGGGAUCAGUUUGACUAUACAGUUGAAGUCAGAAGUUUACAUACACUUAGGUUGAAGUCAUUAAAUCAAAUUUUUUAACCACUCCACAGAUUUCAUAUUAGCAAACUAUAGUUUUGGCAAGUCGUUUAGGACAUCUACUUUGUGCAUGACACAAGUAAUUUUUCUAACAAUUGUUUACAGACAGAUUGUUUAACUUUUAAUUGACUAUAUCACAAUUUCAGUGGGUCAGAAGUUUACAUACACUUAGUUAACUGUGCCUUUAAGCAGUUUGAAAAAUUCCAGAAAAUUAUGUCAAGCUUUUAGGCAAUUGGCAAAUUAGCUUCUUAUAGGCUAAUUGGAGUCAACUGAAGGUGUACCUGUGUUUUGUUUUUUUCUCCCCAAUUUGGAAUGCCCACCCGGAUUGAGGCGUAGUGACUCGCCUCAAUCCGGGUGACGGAAGAUGAAUCUCAGUUGCCUCCACGUCUGAGACCGUCAAUCCGUGCAUCUUAUCACGUGGCUUGUUGUGCGCAUUACCAUGGAGACAUAGCACGUGUGGAAGCUUCACGUUAUUCUCUGCAGCAUCCACGCACAACUCAACACGCGCCCCACCAAAAGUGACCCACAUUAUAGCGACCACGAGGAGAUUAACCCAUGUGACUCUACCCUCCUUAGCAACCGGGCCAAUUUGGUUGCUUAGGAGACCUGGCUGGAGUCACUCAGCACGCCCUGGAUUUGAACUCGCAACUCCAGGGGUGGUAGUCAGCGUCUUUACUUGCUGAACUACCCAGGUACCCCCUGUGGAUGUAUUUUAAGGCAUACCUUAAAACUCAGUACCUCUUUGCUUGACAUCAUGGGAAAAUGAAAAGAAAUCAGCCAAGACCUCAGAAAAAAAAAUUGUGGACCUCCACAAGUCUGGUUCAUCCUUGGGAGCAAUUGUACAAACAAUAGUAUGCAAAACACCAUGGGACCACGCAGCCAUCAUACCGCUCAGGAAGGAGACUGUGGCAGCAGGGGCUUGGUCAAGCAUCUCUCCGGAGAAAGAGAAAGCGGUAAAGCUCAUGAAGUACAUCUGUAAACAGUUGCAGUGUAAGCAGAAGGUGCCAGACACAGAGCGGCCAGCUGCCCUGGACAGCUACCCAAGACUGGAGGAUUGGUUACGCAUUAUCAACGUCAGACCUGAGCUCAUAGAGGCAGUGAACGUGAAGCUGUCAUUGGACGCUCUGCUGCAGAUGCCCAGCAGUCAGGUGCAGGAAACCAUGAGAAGACUGGGCUCUAGUUCAGACGAGUGUACCAGGCUGUGUGCUGCUCUCAACUGUUUAAAGAGUGCCUCUGUGUCAGGGGAGUUUAAAGAGGACAGCUGUUGUUGGUUCUCUGAGCCUACGAGACGGGACAGUGGUGGCUUAACUCCAGUGGAUCAGAUUCCGUUACUGGGAGGUUCCCUACGACCACACAGUCCUUCUCCUCUGGCCCGGCCCCCUACCACACCCUCAACACCCCUCACCUCCUGCCCGUACCCCCGCUACAUCCUGUCGCCCGGAGAGGUUCAUAUUUCACAUGGUUACGCAGAGAGUCUAACCGACCCCAGCCCGUACUACACGUCUCGGCCUGUUCGACUUCACGGACACACCUCGACUCCGCCUAUAACUCCGCCCUCAAGGAGGAGACAGCGCCUCAAGCCGCCAUGUACCCCUCCUCCCCCUUCCCGCAAAGUUCUACAUCUACUCCCCAACAUCACACUGACCCGCAGCAAAAGCCAGGAGAGUCAGCUCGGCAAUCGCAUCGAGGACACGCCCACAAACAAGUGUGUGAAGAAGAACAAGCUGUUGCUGAAUGUCCAGAUUAAUGGAAAUGGCUGUGAGGACUCUCCAUCUCGCUCGCCCACUCUCUCUGCACGGACCCCUGGGCCAGCACCUGCCACGGCCCCUUACACCCUGCCGGGUACCCCUACCCUUCAGGAGGAGCACAGCGGACUGAGGAAUAAUGUUACCGUCCACCGCAGUUCUCCUCAGGCUCUGCGGAGAGACAUUGGUCUGGCUGUCAAUCACAGGUUCUCCACAAAGUCAUGGCUCUCCCAGACAUGUCAGGUGUGCCAGAAAAACAUGAUCUUCGGGGUAAAAUGUAAGCACUGCAGGUUAAAGUGUCAUAACAAAUGCACUAAAGAAGCACCGCCCUGCAGAAUCUCCUUCCUGCCCAUCACAAAGAUUCGUAGGACUGAGUCUGUACCCUCGGACAUCAACAACCCCGUGGACCGUCCACCCGAACCGCCACAGUUUGGGACGCUACCAAAGGCAAUAACAAAGAAGGAUCAGCCGCCAGCACUGAAUCAACUGGACUCCAGCAGUAAUCCGUCCUCCACCACUUCCUCUACACCUUCCUCUCCCGCCCCCUUCCAGCAGAGCAACCCCCCUAGUGUAACUCCACCCCCAAACCCCUCCCCAAAGGGUCACCGUGAAAACCGUUUCCACUUUCCAGCUGCCUGUUAUUUCCAGCACAGACAGCAGUUUAUCUUCCCUGAUGUGUGCAGUUCCAGCCUUCUUCAUUCUGAUGGACUCCCAGAUACAGUCAAUGAGAUCGACCCAUCUGUGGAGGAGAUGCACGCAGAACAAGAUGAGGAUGAAGAAAGAGAGGAGCUAGAGGAGGAGGAAGAAAUAGAGGCAGAAGAGGAAGAGGACGUAGCAGUGGAGGAGGAAGAAGAAGAGGAUGAGCUUGAGGAAGAAGAGGAUGAGGAUAUGGAAGAACUGAAUGCCGGCUCAGAGGGAGAGUGUGAAGGAGACGAGUUGGACGAUCUGCCCAGCACGCGAGGAGGAACCCACUGGAAGGGACCGAUCUCCCGUAAGGCCAGUCAGACCAGCGUGUACCUGCAGGAGUGGGACAUUCCCUUCGAGCAGCUGGACAUGGGCGAGCUCAUCGGUAAGGGCCGCUGGGGUCGGGUUCAUCGUGGACGCUGGCAUGGAGAGGUGGCCAUACGACUCCUGGAGAUCGAUGGAAACAAUCAGGACCAUUUGAAGCUCUUUAAGAAGGAGGUGAUGAACUACAGACAGACACGUCAUGAGAAUGUCGUCCUUUUCAUGGGAGCAUGCAUGGCACCUCCUCAUCUCGCUAUCAUCACCAGUUUUUGCAAAGGCCGGACGUUGUACUCUGUUGUCAGGGACACUAAAAACACACUGGACAUCAAUAAGACACGACAGAUCGCACAGGAGAUUGUGAAGGGUAUGGGCUACCUUCAUGCUAAGGGCAUUGUUCACAAAGACCUAAAAUCUAAAAAUGUCUUUCAUGACACAAACAAAGUGGUCAUCACGGAUUUUGGCCUGUUUGGGAUCUCUGGCGUGGUUCAGGAGGGAAGGCGAGAAAAUGAACUGAAACUUCCUCAUGGGUGGAUCUGUUAUCUGGCUCCAGAAAUUGUACGCAAGAUGAGUCCUGGAAACAACGAGGACCGACUUCCGUUUUCUAAUGCUGCUGAUGUUUAUGCCUUUGGCACCAUCUGGUAUGAGCUGCAGGCACGAGACUGGCCUAUUACCAGUCAGCCUGUAGAGGCCACCAUCUGGCAAGUGGGCAGUGGAGAGGGCAUCAGGAGGGUGCUGGCAGAGAUCAACCUGGGUAAAGAGGUCACGGAGAUUCUGUCUGCCUCUUGGUCAUAUGAAGCCCGUAAUCGGCCCACAUUCACCCAGCUGGCUGACAUGCUGGAGAAACUGCCCAAACUCAACCGACGACUUUCUCACCCUGGGCACUUCUGGAAGUCUGCAGAGUAUGUAUCCUAGAACCCCGAAACACUUUACAAAGCUUUACAUGCUGGAGAAAUUACAGAAGUGAUGAGCUCAGAGACACCACAUUGUAUCACACACUGCAAAGGAAUUUCACCAUCUUCAGUCAUUUAGUUCAUGAUCUUUACAAGCAGUACCUAUCUAAUAUGCACAUGAGCACUGUGCUUUCUACAAAUUAUGAGUUUUUAGGAAAAAAGUAUUCCAAACUUGCAGUAUCUGUGACGUUUUUGAUUGUUUUACUGUUAUUGUUUUGAGAAGUUUCCCUUUGUCUAAAAAGUGCAAGAAGCUGACCUUCUCAUGAUCCCAUUUUUUAGUUCAGUUGUUAAAGUAAUAGUUCAACCAAAAAGGAAAAUUAUGUCAUCUUUACUUGCUAUCAUGUCAUUCCAAACCUGAAUGACUUUGCUUCUUACAUAGAACACAAAAAGGUAGAAUGUUGUGGUCUGACAGUCUCAGUCACCAUUCACUUUCAUUGUAUAUAUAUAAAAGAUGCAAUAAAAAUCAAUGGUGACUGAGGCUAUCAUUUUGCCUAACUUCUCGUUUUGUGUUCCAAUGAAGAAAGAAAGUCAUAGGGUUUUGGAACAACAUGACUGUGAGUAAAUUAUGACAAAUUAUAGUCUUUAAAUUAUAGAAUAGGAAUUUAUGAAGAGCUCUUUGAUGCCAUUUUGCUUAGUUUUCUCUAAAAGAAAUGUUCAAGGUUCAAUAUAGUCAGUUAAAUUUGUGUAAAAUUUUUUUUACACAAAUGCACUUACAAUGAAAGUCUAUGGGGCAAGCUAUUCAGAAUUGUUUAACCCUUGUGUUGUGUUUGUCUGUGCUAACACCUUUUGUGUUCCCGGUCAAAAAUGACCGGCACAAUAGAGUUGUUAAUAAAUCUCUCAUAUUGCAUAUAUUACCCAGGAUAUUGCAUUAGAUCUUUUUGUCAACUUCUUUUUAAUUGUGACAGGUUUUGUACAUCUUUUUUGGACAUAUUUAAAAACAUUUUUUUAUUUUUUUAUUUAUUGAUAUUUAUUGAAAUUUAAGGAUUCAUUGAACUGAGCUUAUACUGGGCUAAUUGGGGGCACUCCCUGCAGAAAAAAAUAAAAUAAAUAAUAAUAAUAAUGUAAUAAAUUAAUAACCACUUGCUUGAUCUAAACAAUAUACAGUAGGUGUCAUUUUAAAGCUGAUAAAUAUAAUAAACAGGUGCAGCUUUUUACUUCCUGAAAGAUACAUAUAACAUAGACAAUGAUGUAUCGUAAUUACAGCAGACUGUCCCGAUUCAAACGAGCCCAAACACAACAUAAUAUGAAAGUAGAUCUUGAAAUAUUCCUCAAAGAGUGUACAUGGAAAGAUGAUGCACAAAAGGGCGCUCAACACACGUGUGUGUGUAUGUGCACAUGCCUAAGGACUUUGUGUGUUCUAACACAUCCACAUAAGUGCUCAUCUAAAGGAUUGGGAUGCUCCUGAACACUUCAUAUUUCUGUAUUUUGUUGUCUAAUCCAUUCAUUUUCAAAGGCCGGUCAUUUUUGACCCAAAAAACAACAGGUGUAACAAAGUGAAAUAAAAACAAAGAAAUGGAAUGAAAAUGGUCCGAAGUUUGUGUGUGUGUGUGUGUGUGUGUGUGUGUGUGUGUGUGUGUGUGUGUGUGUGUUUUCAGAUACCAUAUGUGAACAAAGUCAAGGAAUUUUAUUCCAAUUGGAUUGGAUGGAAAAAAAAAAAAGUGGAAAAAAAGAAAGUAGUCUGAAAACGACUGGAACACAACACAAGGUUUAAAGCACAUCUGUACACAAUUGUGAGUUAUUUGAGCUGUAAAUUUGUCCUUCUUUCCGUGGUUAUGUGAUGUGUUACAGCUAUAAAGCGAUUACAAGUUAAUGAUGUAACUCCUGUAGGUGGAGUUUGCUCAAUGUAAACAGUACAUUGCUGAUACGUCACAUCAAUACCUGGGUCCUUUUGUGUUUCAUUUUACAGUGUUUGGUGGCUUUACAGGAUCACUCUAGUGUCACAAGUCUUUCUAAACUUUCAAAAAGUGUGUAUUUCAGUAAUUUUCUGGUGCAGUGGCUUGCCCUAUAAACUUCCAUUGUAAGUGCAUUACUGAAUAAACAAUUUUUGUUUGGAGCACAAGUUUACAUUAUUGUCUGUUGUAAUCAACAGCAUGCCACGGAUGCUGUCAAUUGAGCUUAAGGCCAGUAUGCGUAUGCAGAUACGAGCGAUACAAAGCUUUGCUAAAAGCGGUCUAGUUUAACAUGCCUAAUGUGUGUUCUUGCAUUACUGUGUUGGUAACAAACCUCAGUGCUGAAGGGGGUGAUAGAGUUAACUCAAAAGUCUGUGCUAUUAAACUUGAUGUGUUAUUUUCCUGGUAAGUUGCUAUAAAUAUAUUGACUAGUUCGAAAUAUUCUCUUCAAACUGUUGCUACGCCUUGACAGUAGUUGACUUGAAAGAGAAAUCUCACCAUAGAAGUGGAUAGUUAACACUAAUGUCUGCUAUAGUGCCCCUUGUACCAACGUUGAGAAUGCAACGCGUACUUGCGUUGUGUUAUAACUUGUGCUCAGACGCAUUUCGGAAUGCAACAACUUACAAAAUCGAGCUUGUGUUGCUAGAAACUUCUGUGUUCACAUACUUGUGUAGAGUAUGUUUCGGCCUUAACUUUUGAACCCGGAUUUCCGAAACUUUCCUUUAGUCUCUUUUCCAAACAUUUACUGCUAAUUGUAACAUAUUCUCUCUUACUGCUAAUUUCCUCUUCUGAAAACUUGUAUUCCUUGUUUCAGAAUUUAGAACUAAACAUUAGCUACCUAAUCUCUCCUUUCUCUCUCUCUCUCUCUCUCUCUCUCUCUCUCUUCUGUCAUCUAUUUAUUUCUCUUUGUAGGUUGUAGCUGUGUGCCUAAAAUGUGUGCAAUGCAAAACACACAAACCCUGGCUCUGCCUUGCAUGCCCGCUGAAAGCCGGCCCUCCUCUGGACUUGCAAACUAACCAUCGCCUGCUCUUCCGUCUCACUUUCUAUGGUUCUCUGGGUGGUGGUAAUGGUGGUGGUGGGGGAGGACUUUUGUGGCGAUGCGUUAAAUAAAAUGCUUUGCCUUGUUUAUUCUUUAUUGAUUUCCUUUACUGGAGUGUGCGACUGGUUCUCUCUUCCUCUCCUGCUCCAGUUUGUGACGUCACGUGAUGCAAUUCCAGUUGGAUUCACAGGAUUCAAUGACACUUGGUGAAGAUGUAUGCCAAGCUCCUCUGCUUUUCUUUUUCUCCUUUUCUCUCCCUCUCUCGUGGUCUUGGUGCCUCUUAGUCCUGCGUGACAUAAGCUGAUUAUGUCUCUGAUUGGACCGUCUGGUUCAUGCAAACACACCUUUAGUUGUGACUCUUCCUCCACAGUGUCCAAUAGUAGAUGUUUUCGUUUCACGAAUGAUAAUGUUCUCAAUGGAGAGUUAUUUAGCCGUGAAUAUGGUCAGACCUAAAAAACCGAAAGCUUUCGUAACCUUAAAGGGAUCGUUUACUCAAAAAUGAAAAUUCAGUCACUCACCCUUGGAAGAAAGUAAUUCAGGUUUGGAAUGACAUGAGGGUGAGUAAAUGAUGACAGAAUGUUAACCCUUUUUUAAUAGGGUGUUUUUUAAGGACAUCUUCACCCUUUCAGUGUUAUAAUAUCUGGUACAGAUUGCGAAUAUGAGCCAAAGAGAAGUGUGUGUGUCUUCUCGCCCAACUAUAGGUCUUUUUAAUAUCAAGGAUGUUAAAACCAGAUUCCUUUGUACGAAUUAUAGAGCGUUAGAUGAAAUGUUCCAUAAAGUUGUGUAAACACGAACUCUCAAGUGUGUUUGUGUGUAACGUGCGUGUUUGUAAUGUUGUGGACGGGUGUGUGUUUGUUCUGUGAAAGACUGGACUUUGUGAUUUGAAAAUAUCAGUGACAUGUAAAAUAUUUAGGUAUAAAUAUGUUUUAUUUAUUGUACAGUCAAUGAACAGAAUUCUUUUAAUAUUUAUAUGGACAUUUUAUAUAUAUAUAUAUA